ACUAACUAAAUAGCUAAAUAACUACUUAAUUUUUAAUUUUUAAUGCAAGGUCAUCAAAGAAAGUUUGGAUAGUCUCCAUCUUAAGAUAACUUAUCUAUGUUAGCAGGAUACAACAAUGGAUAGAAUUUUCAAUAAAGUUAAGGUAAUUCGAAUUAGAGGUUGCAAACACCUCCUCCUCCUAAUACUUAGAGUAAAAUGGCAACAACUAUUUAAGGAACAGGUGUUAAAAUGAUUAAUAAUUAAUUUGGUGUUUCAAUGAAGCUUCCUUAAUCAAACAAUGGCUCGUCUAACGGGGCAAGUAUUAAAAGUGUAGAAUUAAAUAAGAAAAUUAGAAAUGAAAAUGAAAAUUUGUAGGAGAAAAUAAAAGAAUUAGAAAUAAAAGGAAAGCAAUCGAAUUUCGAUUACACUAAAAAUCACAUUGAUGUUGGAAAUUAUAUAAUGAAUAAUUACUCUAAAUACAGAGAAUUAAUCACUGAAUUAGCAGAACUUAAAAACUAACACCUCGACGAAACAAAAAAAAAUAGAUUAUUAAGAGAAUAAAAUGAAUAAAUGAAAAGUAAGUAACGUGGAUACGCCUCACUUAAUCCUUAGGAAUAAUAAGAAUAAAACCGUUAGGUGGAGUUAAAUAGAUAAAUUGAAUAAGUUUAAAAGGAAAACUAACAAUUAUAGCAUGAUUUAAAAUCCUUGGAAAACGAAAUCAACAACAAUACAAGCACCAUUUAGUAAAAAGCAGAUAAGACCUUCUCAAGUUAAUAGGAAAAGUAGUAAUUAACAGACCAAUGUAACUAAAUUUAAUAAAAGAUUUCCAAACUCACAGAGUAAUUAGAAGAGGAAGAAAAACGUUAAAAAGAAUAUUCAGCUAAUUCAUAAAAGAAAAACUUUUUCUAAGAAUACGAUUAGAUGUGCAGACAAGUUGCAUAAUUAAGAUAACAAAAUUAAGAUCUUACAGAGAGUUUAAAGUAAAAAAUAAUAGAAAUUUGCAAACUGCAAGGAAAAGAACCACCAAACUUUAAUCAAGGUGUUUUUCCAAAUCAAUUUUAAAACUGA
Messenger RNA from Tetrahymena thermophila SB210, 1047 nucleotides. RefSeq lists its product as hypothetical. The record is from RefSeq and is a predicted model, not a curated record. The transcript has 5 exons. NCBI's taxonomy places the organism in Eukaryota, Ciliophora, Oligohymenophorea, Hymenostomatida, Tetrahymenidae.